Messenger RNA from Sphaeroforma arctica JP610, 155 nucleotides. NCBI's taxonomy places the organism in Eukaryota, Ichthyosporea, Ichthyophonida. The record is from the annotation of a RefSeq genome assembly.
AUGUUCAGGGAAAGACAACGUAGACAAUUGACGUUUAAUAAUCACAUUCAUGGGGAGGAUGGUGAGUCGGAACAGCCAGCUAACACUUCGUGGACGCUAAGACUUAUCCCAGAUAUGUCGCCAACAUACAAAUAUGAUGAGUCCCGAGGAGAUAA